Molecule: messenger RNA, 3531 nt
Organism: Cyprinodon variegatus (sheepshead minnow)
Lineage: Eukaryota; Metazoa; Chordata; Actinopteri; Cyprinodontiformes; Cyprinodontidae
Gene: mideasb
Product: ELM2 and Myb/SANT-like domain containing 1
Exons: 12
Coding region: 102-3281 (1059 amino acids)
Biological process (GO): negative regulation of DNA-templated transcription; regulation of transcription by RNA polymerase II
Cellular component (GO): transcription regulator complex; histone deacetylase complex
Molecular function (GO): transcription corepressor activity
Source: RefSeq, a predicted model, not a curated record
CAUUUACCUGUGAAUACUACAGAAGCUUCAGCAGAGUGUUGCUUUUUUAGAGACAAAGGACAUAGGGCUGGGUUGGUGUAUUCCGCUCUUUUGGCCCAUUCAUGCCCGUCAUGAGCGUACCUGCCCAACAGAAAGCCAGCGCCAAAAGAACGGGCAAACGGAUCACAUUUUUUGGCGAUCACGGCGGAGACUCAAUGAAGGAGACUUCACAGCAUCCUGACGGGGCUUACUUUGUCCCGAGCGGCCCUGCCUCAGAGUCUGGACAAAGCGAGGCGGCGAGUACUGUGAGCUCCAAUCCAGAAGGUCCUCACAUGUACCUCAACUCUGUGAUCUUCAGCCCAGAUAAGGGGGACCAGAGCAGGGGUCACUAUCAGCAGACUGUGCCAAUGAAAUGGGCUAACCCAGAGCCCAGCCAACAACAGCAGCAACAGCAGAGAGCUGCGUCUUGGACCACAAUGCCUAACUGGGGGCCAGCCUUUGCAAACUACACAAGGACCCAGAAUGCAUUUGUCAAACCGAUGCACGACCCUGCCGGCUUACAGCCGCAUCAGCAGCCGGUGAACAGAGCAGCGGAUGCAGCAAAGUCUCGAGCGCUUGAGUGGGAGCAGCAGCAGCAGCAGGCUUCCCAAAUCUUUCAGGAGACGCUGAAACCCGGAGUGCUGAACGCUCACCAGCAGGGCUCCUCCCACCCUGGAGGAAGCUCGGUCUUGCAGUCCUUCCAGUUAGCCUUUGGUCAGCCCAAACAGCACCUGCCCGCUUAUUACCAGACCUUCCAAGGGAACAGGAACACACUACCUAACCCGCCUAACUACUCGGCACCUAAUUCUAAAUCCUCGCUACACUUGCAGCAGCUGCAGAGCCAAGAACAAAUGCAACGACAGCAGCAGCAUCAUGUCAUCCAGCAGCAGAUCCAGCAGCAUCACCAGAUCAUACGACAUCCACACGUGCAGCAGCAGUUACACCACGAGCAGCAGCAACAAAAGAUGCAACAGCUCCAGAUUCAGCAACAAAUGCAACAUCAGCAGUUGCAACAACAAAACCCCCAUGUGCUAGACUAUUUCUCUGGUGCACAAAAUGCGCACCCUCAUCCACAGCCUGUGGUGGUACACUCCCAGGAAUCCACCGCUCCAGCUCCCCCUAAGAUCCAGGAACCAGUGAUCCAAGACAUCACGCCAGAACCCCAGCAGCCGUCCGAUCCUCUGCAGCCCCCCCUGCUCCCCGAGCCCCCGUCGCAGUUACAGUCUCAGACACAGCUCAACUCCCAGGGGCAGCUCCGCAGGUCCCGGCGGCUGUCCAAGGAGGGCGGGGCGCCGUCUGACAACCCUUUUCUCUGCGGGUCCUCGGAUCAGGCAGGACCCGAAAACGGGGCCCGUGACGUUCAGGCAGCACCCACGGGGGUCAUCCAGAGCACACGCAGGAAGCGCCGGGUGUCCCAGGAGGUCAACCUGGAGAUGCUCGCCCAAGAGGCGUCAGAGAGGAAGUCUCCUUCGCUCAGUAAGGAGCCUCACAGGCCGUGGAGUCCCGCCACGGACGGCAUGAACGGCAAGCGGCCCCGAGACGACAGCCUCCUCCCGCUUGUCAUCCCCGUAUCUGUUCCCGUUCGGAGACAGGAAGCCUCGUCCCCGGAUAGGGACGGCGUGGCUCUGACGCCCAGCUGGCCUAACAGGCCUUCCAACCACCAGGACCUGGGCCGCGCCGAUCACAAGCCCUCUGUCAUCGUCACCCGCAGACGCUCUCUUCGAAACUCUUUGUCGGAAAGCUCAGAGCAGAACGAUGGCACAGAGGGAGAGAGGGACGAUGACGGCAAGAAGUCCAAACGGCGCCCCCGACCAGAGCCUCUCUUCAUCCCGCCGCCUAAACCUAGUUUCUUCAUCGCCCCGCCCGUCUACUCCAGCAUCACCCCCUACCAGAGUCACCUCCGCUCUCCGGUUCGCCUCGCCGACAACCCGAUCACGAUGCCCCCGUACACGCCGCCGCCGAUCCUCAGUCCCGUUCGGGAAGGCUCGGGCCUCUACUUCUCCACCUUCCUGUCGUCGGCUGCAGCCGGCGGUCCUGGCCUGCCCCCUCCCGCCACUCCCAAAUCAGCAACUCGCAGCCUGUUGCGUUCCAACAGCUGUGACAUCACGCCGCCGGUGCUGUCCGCCAUGAGUGAGACCACUCCAGUCAGCAUCGAACCACGGAUAAACAUCGGGUCACGGUACCAAGCAGAGGUACCAGAGCUGAGGCAGAGGUCAGCUGUGGAGCUGGAUCGCCAUCGAGCAGAACUUGUUUGGGCCCCGCCCUCUGAACUGGAGGAAAAACCAGACUUUAAGGACAAGGUGGAAGUCCUCAUGCACCUGGCCUGUUCCAGUGUGUUAUAUGGAGGAGGCACCAACCAGGAAUUGGCGCACCACUGUUUGUACGAGAGCAAAGGGGACAUAAUGGCCGCACUGUCUCUGCUGAUGCUGAGGGAUCCGAUCUUCCCCAAGACCCAUCAUCUAUCCAGCUACCAUUACUCAGGAUCAGACAGCUGGACGGCAGCUGAGAGGCGCCUGUUCAACAAAGGCAUGGCUGCGUAUAAGAAGGACUUUUUCAAAGUGCAAAAGCAGGUAACGACUAAGACCGUGGCGCAGUGUGUGGAGUUCUACUACACAUAUAAGAAACACGUGAAGAUCGGCCGCACUGGGGCGCUGAUUUAUGGCGAGGCCGAGCCUUUGGAGAGCAGGACGGCAGAGGAGGAACUGGACCACAAGGCCUCUCAGAGAGUGGAGCCACAGCAGGAGGAGGACAGCAGGAAGUGGGAUGGUUCAGCUGACAGGAAACAGGAUGUUUGUCCCACCGGGGCGACACACACGCUGCCGUCCACAGAGAAUAUCGGGACGGUGCUCAUCAUGAAGGCCAAGGAGGAGGUGGGAAGGGAGCAGCCGUUGUCCAGAGUCAUCCACCACACCCAGCCACCCCAAACCAAGCCACGCUUUGAGGGCAACACACGCAAGCCCAGCCCCCCUUCCAGCAACAAGGUUCCCGUGGGGCAGGAGGGCGAGUUCCCCUGCAAGAAGUGUGGCAGGAUUUUCUACAAGGUGAAGAGCCGCAGCGCUCAUAUGAAGAGCCACGCCGAGCAGGAGAAAAAGGCAGCCGCUCUGCGCCUGAAGGAGGCAGAGGAGCGAGCGGCAGCAGCCGAGGCCGCCGCCGCCGCCAUGGCAUCAAGGCAGCAGAACGGAACGCGACCGGCGGGCGGCGACAGCGCCAACGACAACUCGUCGGGCGGUGAGGACGACGAGGACGAGGACUGGCAGAAUUAGGGUGGAUGGAGAGACUGGUUUUAUCAGGCAGGGCAGCUUAUUCUCUUGUAAAGAGAAGAAACAUUCACCCUCCUUUUAUAGAAACAGGAAACAACAGACAAUGCUCCAAGGCGUGCGAGCGUCUGGAUCAGUUCGUUUUCCAAACAUCCCCUUUACUCAGCUUGAAAAGCUUCUUCAAGAGUCAGCGCUCUUGCUCACAGGGCUCGGUGAAAUCAAAGCCAUGCCUCCACUACCGGCGUCGCCCUGUGGA